Molecule: messenger RNA, 2469 nt
Organism: Perca flavescens (yellow perch)
Lineage: Eukaryota; Metazoa; Chordata; Actinopteri; Perciformes; Percidae
Product: polypeptide N-acetylgalactosaminyltransferase 10
Exons: 12
Coding region: 163-1974 (603 amino acids)
Biological process (GO): protein O-linked glycosylation
Cellular component (GO): Golgi apparatus
Molecular function (GO): polypeptide N-acetylgalactosaminyltransferase activity
Source: RefSeq, a predicted model, not a curated record
CGCUCCCCCUAGCGGAGCAGCUCACAGCCGUGUGGAGCGUCACAGGCGCCGGUGUCCGUCCCCCCCAGUCACAGUGAAAGUUGUCUCCGCUCGGAAGAGCCUGGAAGUCGGGGGUUUCGCUAGUUUCCACCGCCGCUGCUUCACACGCUUUCUCCCGGAGAGAUGAGGCGGAAGGAGAAGAGGCUGCUGCAGUUCGCCGGGCUGCUCAUAGCGGCUCUUCUUUUCCUCCCCAACGUCGGGCUGUGGUCUUUGUACCGGGACCGAGUGUUCGACAACUCGCCCGACACAGUGGACGGCAUCCCGCAGAUACAGGGGGUUAACCGGGUGGGGAAGGACGCUCAGGUGGGACGGGACGGCGUGCGGAGGAAAGACUGGCACGACCAGGAAGCAAUCAAAAGAGAUUCCUCUCGAUCCGGUAACGGUGAACAGGGGAAGGCGUUCCCACUGACCGAUGCUGACCGGGUGGACCAGGCCUACAGGGAGAACGGCUUCAACAUUUACGUCAGCGACCGGAUCUCCCUCAACCGCUCCCUCCCAGACAUCCGCCAUGCCAACUGCAAACAGAAGCUGUACGCGGAGAAGCUGCCCAACACCAGCAUCAUCAUCCCGUUCCACAACGAGGGCUGGUCGUCGCUGCUGAGGACCGUCCACAGCGUGCUCAACCGCUCCCCCCCGCAGCUCAUCGCCGAGGUCAUCCUGGUCGACGACUUCAGCGACAAAGAGCACCUGAAGGCAGCGCUGGAGGAGUACAUGAUGCGCUUGCCGAAGGUUCGCAUCCUGAGGACCAAGAAGAGGGAGGGGCUGAUCAGGACUCGUCUGCUGGGAGCCGGCGCCGCUAAAGGAGAAGUCAUCACCUUCCUGGACUCCCACUGUGAGGCCAACGUCAACUGGCUGCCUCCACUGCUGGACCGAAUCGCCCAGAACAGGAAAACCAUCGUGUGUCCGAUGAUCGACGUGAUCGACCACGACAACUUUGGCUACGAGACGCAGGCGGGGGACGCCAUGCGAGGGGCUUUUGACUGGGAGAUGUACUACAAACGGAUACCCAUCCCUCCGGAGCUGCAGAAGGACGACUCCAGUGAACCCUUCGAGUCUCCAGUGAUGGCAGGUGGACUGUUCGCCGUGGACAGGAAGUGGUUCUGGGAGCUGGGAGGAUAUGACACGGGUCUGGAGAUCUGGGGAGGAGAGCAGUACGAGAUCUCCUUCAAGGUGUGGAUGUGUGGUGGUCGGAUGGAGGACAUCCCUUGCUCCAGGGUGGGACACAUCUACAGGAAGUACGUCCCCUACAAAGUUCCUGGUGGAGUCAGCCUGGCCAGGAACCUGAAGCGUGUGGCGGAGGUGUGGAUGGAUGAAUACGCCGAGUACGUCUACCAGCGCCGGCCCGAGUACCGCCACCUGUCGGCGGGCGACAUGGCGGCCCAGAAGGAGCUGAGGAACCGCCUCAACUGCAAGAACUUCAAGUGGUUCAUGAGGGAGGUGGCCUGGGAUCUGCCCAAACACUACCCACCGGUGGAGCCUCCUGCUGCCGCGUGGGGAGAGAUUCGCAACGCGGCGAGCGGCAUGUGUUUGGAGAGUAAGCACUUUGUGUCGGGGAGUCCCAUCCGCCUGGAGAGCUGUGUGAAGGGCCGGGCCGAGGUCAGCUGGAGCCACGGACAGGUGUUCACGUUCGGCUGGAGAGAGGACAUCCGGGUGGGCGACCCCAUGCACACUAAAAAGGUGUGCUUCGACGCGGUGUCCCACAACAGCCCCGUCACCCUGUACGACUGCCACGGCAUGAAGGGGAACCAGCUGUGGCGCUACAGAGAGGAUAAGAGCCUGUACCACGCCGUCAGUAACAGCUGCAUCGACAGCAGCCCGAGCGAGCGCCGAGUCUUCAUGAACACGUGCGACGCGUCCUCGGCCGGCCAGCGGUGGCUGUUUGAGAGGACCAACGCCACCGUGCUGGAGCUCUUCAACCGGGGGGGCGCCAACUGAGGCGCACAAACACACACUGGCCCCAGACGCACGCUGGCGUGGAUCUGCUGCUGCUGCUGCUGCUGCUGCUGGGAAGACUUGUUUCACAUUCACUCUGGGGGGGGGACUAGGACUGAUGCAUGAUGGGAUACCGUGGGGGAACUGCACAUCAUUUGGAGUUGAGCUCUGAGGGGAUGGUCUUGUGUGCGAGUUGUGUUUUUGUUCUGUCGCUCUUCCUGAUUUUUUUUUUUUUUUCUUUUGCCGCUGAUUCAGGUCCCAAACGGAAUCUGCCGAUUUCUUAGUUUUCAGCAGUGAUCCGAAAAUGAAAAUCUGCAGUGUUUAGUGAAAUGUUUUUCCGCCUCGUGGUGGAGACGUGUUCACGUUGGGAGUUUAUUUUGAACGAAUUCCAAAUCUGCAGCAAAAACUCGGCACUAUUCUCCAUCCGCAGAUUCCCUCUGGCCCUGUGACAUUCCUCUCCUCUCUUUUCUCCUCCCUUUUGUCUGAUUCCAGAUGUGC